Colletotrichum higginsianum IMI 349063 is the source of this 1077-nucleotide messenger RNA. RefSeq names its product Fatty acid hydroxylase. The record is from RefSeq and is a predicted model, not a curated record. The transcript has a single exon. Bases 1 to 1077 code for a protein of 358 amino acids. Gene Ontology annotation, molecular function: C-4 methylsterol oxidase activity; iron ion binding. Gene Ontology annotation, biological process: ergosterol biosynthetic process. NCBI's taxonomy places the organism in Eukaryota, Fungi, Ascomycota, Sordariomycetes, Glomerellales, Glomerellaceae.
AUGUCUUCUACCACCACGACCACGGCUCCCCCAGCCGUACGCAUCCAAAGGACGGAUCCCAUGAAGUCGACAUGGAGACGAGGCGACCGACGUACAUGGAAAAUUGGCAACUGGAUCAUCGAGCGACUUGGGUUGUACCACGAUGAGCUGGACCAGCCGGCACCCGUCCACACCAAACAAGAUGCUGUGCCAUAUGUCCCACAUUGGCAAUACCAUCGGUGGAUUCUUCUCCAUGCGACUAUCCCCCUCCUCAUUCACCAGGCGUUCGUGUCCAUGACGGGAUGGACCAUUCAUCCACUGGCAGCCUUUGUAUAUUAUAGUUUUGCCAUCAAAGUCAUCGCCAUUCACCAAAUCAACACCAUGCGGGGACUCGGGCAGCGCUAUGGCUACCUCGACGGUGACAAACACGAACGCGACGGCGUGCCGGAUCAAAGCGUCAAAGCGGUCCUGGAGUCCCUCAUCUCGACAGCGACGUUCAGGUCAAUGAUGGCCGUCAUCUUGGCGUACCGAAGUCACGAGUCGCCCAUGACGGUCAACUGGAAGCUUCUGCCAUUGGAGAUCGGGCUCUACGGCGUGGUGCUCGACUUCUGGUUUUACUGGUACCAUCGCCUCAUGCACGAGGUUGAUUCCUUGUGGAAGUAUCACCGGACUCACCACUUGGCCAAACACCCGAACCCUCUGUUGACUCUGUUUGCGGAUAGUGAACAAGAGUUCUUCGACAUUGCUUUCAUUCCCUUUUUGACUUGGGCGACUCUCCGGCUCCUUGGACUGCCGAUGGGCUUUUACGACUGGUGGUUCUGUCAAGAAUACGUCAUCUUCACCGAGUUGAUUGGGCACAGUGGACUGCGCAUCUAUGCCACAACUCCGACUCCCUUUGCGAGGCCUCUGCAGUGGCUUGGGUGUGAGCUGGUUCUGGAGGAUCAUGACCUGCAUCAUCGAAAGGGGUGGAAAACCAGUGGGAAUUACGGCAAACACACGAGACUGUGGGACCGUAUCUUCGGGACUUGCAUGGAGCGGAUAGAAUGUGCAGACGGCGCCGCGGACUACACGAACACGGUGGUGAUACCUCUGCUCUAA